CGAGCCCAGGGUUUCCAUCAUCACUUCCCACCAGGCGAAACAGCGACUAGUCCCUUCGCGCUAGAUCCAGCCCAUGGCAGCGGCCGCCGCCGUCGCGUCGCCCGCCGACUGGACGGUCGUGCGCCGGCGCGGACGCCGCCGCCAGGGAGACGCCACGGCGACCGCCUCCCACCCCGAAUCUCCCCGGCCGCUCCCGUUGACCCCGGUCCCCUGGUCGCCCUCCGACCCGUCCCUCGACCCGGCCCGCGUCGCCCGCCUCCUCGCCCGCGCCCGCGCCGCCAUCUCCCGCGUCGAGGCCUCCCGCCUCUACCGCCGCUUCCUCCUCCCGAGCUCCCCGCUCCGCCGCCGGCUCGCCCACCUCGCCCCCGCCCGCCUCUCCCUCCUCGGCGUCGGCAGCUUCGAGUCCUCCCCCGCCGCGCGCCUCCAGCUCGCGCUCGCCGCCCUCCUCCGCCGCGACCUCCUCCCGGGGUCCGCCACGGCCGACCUCUUCGACCCCGUCCUCUCCGCCGUCGAGUGCGCCGCCGCCGCCGCCCUCGGCUUCGCCGUCCCGAGCCUCGACGACGGCGGCCGCUGCCGCGUGGCGGAGCCCACGCUCUUCUACAUGCCCCACUGCGAGGCCUCGCUCUACGACGCGCUCCUCGACGCCAACUGGGCCCAGCUCCGCCGCCUCUGCGUGCUCGGCAACAGCUUCCGGCGCUACGCCCUCCAGGCGGAGGAGAACCGCUCGGGCCCCGCCGCCAAGGCCAAGCUCGUGCUCCAGGCGGAGCAGCUCGCGUGGGAGGAGCGCGUCGACGAGGCCGGGGAUGUGGAUGAGGACGACGGGUUCGCACGUGCGUUCAACCAGACGAGCUGGCAUUUCUUCGACGUGGACGACCAUGUCGACCAGAGGAAGGAGAUAAGUCCCGAAGCUUUGUCUUUCGAGAAAUUGUCACUGUGAUUCUGUGAAUUGUAUUGUACCUGAUUGCACAAGCAUUCAAAGAUUCAGAGCUGAACAUCUUAGCAAAGUUUAACCCUGUAUUUCAGUGAGCUGUAUUACUCGAUUGGAGAUGCAUUCAAAGAUUCAGAGCUGGACAUCUUAACAAAAAUGUAUCACUGUAAUUCAUGAAUUGUAUAACUUGAUUGGAGAUGCAUUCAAAGAUUUAACACUGCAAUUCAGUGAAAUGUAUUACUCGAUUGGGGAUGCGUUCAAAUAUUCAGAGUUGGACAUCUUAACAAAAUGUAUCACUGUAGUAAGUCUAUGAGAUUGGAGUACUUGACUGGAGGUGUAUUCAAAGAUUCAGAGUUGGCAUCUUAACAGAAUUUUGUGUUUGCUUCACCUUGAUUUGCAAUGAGCAAGAAUGGACAUAUGCGGUUUCUUAGUUUCUGAAUUCCUAAGAAUGGCACAAGGCGCAUAUGUCCAUUCUUGUUCAGGGGAUAGUACAUAGUGUUUCUGAAAAUAAACUCUCAGUACAUAGUGUUGCAUGUGUCAUUGUAAGAUGCUCUGGUGUCUCAUGAGGUUGUUUUGUUUAGUUUUCUGCUGUGAGAAUUGGUACUUUGCUAUAAUUUGUAUGCCCCUUUAUUACUCUUAGAUCAUUUACAGUCCUGGUUCAUUCAGUCUAAUCGAUUUGGUCCAAAGCUGGGAAUUUCCCAAUUUCACUAUGUCCUGGUGGAUGUGCCUUCAUAGAAAAUGCACAAAAGUUAGUCUGGAUCUGUAGCACUCUUGGCUACUCUUGCAUGAAACUUACUCUUGAUCUGUGGCAAUGCACACCGGGUUCAAUUUGCUGGUACCUGAAUUUAGUAUAUCUCAUUAUAUGCAUAAUGUGAAGUUGUCCAUAUGAAGUACAAAUAUUUGUUUGUUAGCCUCUUCAGUUUUCUUGAUAUAGGGAUGAUAACCGAGGUGGCAAUGGCAUAGGUAAUUCUCCUUGUUUUUUCUUCUGGAUGUCGCUCUAUUAAUUCUAUCCUUCUUUAAUAUGGCAUGUCAAGUUUGAUGUGACUUGCGUAUGGUUUAACAGCGGAUGAGCUCCCAGGGCGGCAGCGCAAACUCGCUCAGCUCCAAGAAUGUUUCGUCCUGAUGGACUGCAUGCUUCCACUUUGUUCGUUGUUUUGGCGGCACAAGAUGAUAUUUGCUUUAGAUGAGUGGGCGGUACUAACUUGGGUAGUAAAAGAUGGAUGUUUUUUGUUGAUGGGGCAGGGCAGCUCCGGAGCUCCCGGAUACAUUCUCCAUGCAUCACGAGUCAGUUUCAGAAAUGGCAACUGAACAAGCAACCUGGAUAUUUGCUACUAGCUGCAGUCAUGCUGAAUGCGAUAUCAAAUGCUGAAUGCGGGAUUAGUUUCAGAACCCCCUAUUGUUUUCUUUUCCUGACUCUAAACCUGUGAGGUUGAAUUUCUAAGUAUUUCAGGCCAUGCCAACUCAUUCUCAUACUAAUAUUCCUUCUUUAUUUGACAUACAAGGUGCCUCCCAUGCACGGAUCCACCGUCUCCCUAUUCUACUUUUUCUAAGUUAUGUCAGUUUUUUUCUCUAUCCAUUCAUACUAGAUGUAAAACUUGUAAAAUCCAAACUAGAAGUUUAAUUUGAAAACCGUUUGAA
This is a messenger RNA of Lolium perenne, 2566 nucleotides long. Its product is annotated as protein SENSITIVITY TO RED LIGHT REDUCED 1. Gene Ontology annotation, cellular component: nucleus; cytoplasm. NCBI's taxonomy places the organism in Eukaryota, Viridiplantae, Streptophyta, Magnoliopsida, Poales, Poaceae. The record is from RefSeq and is a predicted model, not a curated record.